Messenger RNA from Cadophora gregata, 1356 nucleotides. RefSeq lists its product as uncharacterized. The transcript has 2 exons. NCBI's taxonomy places the organism in Eukaryota, Fungi, Ascomycota, Leotiomycetes, Helotiales, Ploettnerulaceae. The coding region runs from base 1 to 1356 and encodes 451 amino acids. The record is from RefSeq and is a predicted model, not a curated record.
AUGAUACUGUCACAACAAUCCCUCACGCGCUCCCAAUGUCUUCAUCUCCCAAACAAUCGCAAUCAUGGCCUCCGUCGUACCCAGACCCCCAGGCUUAGCAUUGCACCACAGCCACCCAGUCACUACCAGUGUGACAGUGUCUUUCUUCAACCUUACAGCACCAGCACCAGUCAGAGGGUGAACAUUGCACCGCAGUUACCCAGUCAUUACCAGCGUGACAGCGUUGCCGUCCAACCAUGUAGCUCCAACAACAGUCUUAGACAUAGCUUUGCACCAAGCUUCCAUUCAACAACUCGAACAGAGUCACAUCCACAAUCCCCAUCACUAACUCAUCCCCUCUUUCUCGAAGAUAUCUCAGAUCAUGAGCCACUGCUCGACCCCGGUCCCAAUCCAGAGGACGAGGUUAGUCGAUGGUCGUCAGACUCUGAUGAUGAUGAUAGUGCCUUGCUUUUCAUACCCAAGUCAUUCGUCAAGAGCAAGACUCUGAGCCAGCUACAGCUUCCAAGGCGCGUUUCGAGUUGGAUUGGCGGUAUUACGUCGUCGAUGAAGAAAAGAUUCGGGUGGGGAGAAAAGGGCAAAGAGUCAACGGAGGAGGAGAAUGAGUCGCCGGACAGUGGGCUGAGUCAAGAAGAAGAGCGCGAGGAGCAGCAGUCAGAAGUGAGUCCGGAAGACCAAGAGCAGGAAGAAAAGAAGCAUCCAGGUCUCACAGCGCACAGCACAGAAAGUCCCGAAUCCUUAAACAAAGACCAACCACCUACCACAAAAUCAAUAUUCAAAAAGCACACUUCACUAUCCUCAUUCUUCUCAAUGAAAUCAACUUCCAGCUCCUCCACCAUCAAGCCCAAAGCCACUUCCUCAACAAUAAAUACCACAACCACACAGUCCUCAUCGUCGUCCAUGGCCUCAACGAGAUCUUCUUCCUCAACAAUCAAGCCAAGCAGGGCUGUUUCGCCAUCCGAGACGGUUGUAUGCACCUCACAGCGUAGCGGCAAGAUUGCAGACCAAACCCUAUCAGCAAAAAAGAAGGUCGCAACUCCAGGUAAGAAUGAUGGUGUUUGGAUAUGCUGCUUGUGCAGAAAAUGGUCCUUCGAUGCACAUCCAGUGUGUGGUAAAUGCCGCAAAACCGGCUCCAAGAAAGUCGAGUUUUUCCCUUGCCGUCAUGAAAAAUGCGGUCGUUGCGAGCAAUUUACUGAAUUGUGCCGAGAAAAGUACGGAAAGCGAGGAUGUGUUGGUCUGGAGGCUAAUUUGCUACUCAUGCUGGAAAAGUUUGUUGGUGACAUCGAUGUGCCAGUCGCUGGUGAUAUGAGAAUGGAUGAGAAAGAAGGAGGGGAUAGUAGAAUUGGUGGUUGGAUAUAA